AUGGCCACGUUUGAGCGCCUCGGAGGCAAAGUGAGCACAUCGAUAAACAAAGCAGCAAUUCUCUGCAUUCCAGAAGGCACUCCGAAGAAGACCGGAAAGUUGAUCAUGGCUGUGGCCAUGGGAAUGGAUAUAGUGACAGAGAAAUGGUUUGUUGAUGCCCAUCGACUGGGAAGAUUUCCACCUCUUGAGGAGUAUCUGCCGCUGGAUAGAUCUCGGGAGGGGCAGUGGGGUUUGAAUCCAAAGGAGGCAGUUCGCAGGGGCAAGAACGGCUUGACGCAUUUGCUUUCCUGGAUGACGGUCUUUCUCACGAAGCAGCUCAGAACAGACUUGGGAAACCUGGAGCGGAAGAUUUCUCAGAUUGCCACCAUUCUGGGUGCAGAUGCAGUGAAGCAUCGCCUGCCGGCUCUGAAAGAUAAGGGGAAGUUCAGCGAGGCCGGUGUCCUGAUCAUCGGAGUGCCUGGUGACCCCCAGGGUGCUCACAUUGGAAGGUUGGGCCUCAAGCUUUUCCACAAGGAUAUCUUGACUAUGGCUGCUCUGAGAGGCCGAGUUGAACGAGAGUCCGCAGAUUUCAAGAUCGAAGUGCCCAUCAAAGACGAAGAUGGAGACUGA
Molecule: messenger RNA, 609 nt
Organism: Cladophialophora psammophila CBS 110553
Lineage: Eukaryota; Fungi; Ascomycota; Eurotiomycetes; Chaetothyriales; Herpotrichiellaceae
Exons: 1
Coding region: 1-609 (202 amino acids)
Source: RefSeq, a predicted model, not a curated record